Pestalotiopsis fici W106-1 is the source of this 2343-nucleotide messenger RNA. RefSeq lists its product as uncharacterized. NCBI's taxonomy places the organism in Eukaryota, Fungi, Ascomycota, Sordariomycetes, Amphisphaeriales, Sporocadaceae. The coding region runs from base 1 to 2343 and encodes 780 amino acids. The record is from RefSeq and is a predicted model, not a curated record. Gene Ontology annotation, cellular component: nucleus. Gene Ontology annotation, molecular function: phosphatidate phosphatase activity. Gene Ontology annotation, biological process: fatty acid catabolic process; triglyceride biosynthetic process. The transcript has a single exon.
AUGCAAUACGUCAGAAACAUCAGCGACUCUGUGUCCACGGCAUGGAACUCCAUCAACCCCUCUACCCUCAGUGGUGCCAUCGAUGUCAUUGUCGUCGAGCAGGAUGACGGUACAUUGGCCUGUUCGCCCUUCCACGUCCGCUUUGGCAAGUUCUCCUUAUUGAGACCCUAUGAGAAGAAGGUCGAGUUCAAGGUCAAUGGCCUCAAGCAAGAGUACUCCAUGAAGCUGGGCGAAGGUGGCGAGGCAUUCUUUGUCUUUGAGACGACCGACAAUAUCCCGAAAAGCUUGCAGACUUCGCCCCUCGUGUCUCCAGCGUCUAGCCCGCCGCUGGAUCCCGAUCAAUCAUCUCCUGGUGUCCUGCAAGAGCCAGACCUCCUCCAGCUCGAUGGCAGCCCUGGCAAACCAAGAUCUCUCACCCUCACGCGGCCAGGGCCCGCCCCGAUGCUCGCGCAAAGCCUCUUAUCCCCUAAUGCCACCUCUCCCGAGCUCAGCCAUGGACGUCCCGUCUUGAACGAUCUGCGCGACCGCCGAACUCCUCAUUACAGUGACGAUGUUUUGCCCUCAAGCGCAAUGAGUUACUCCAACAAUGAAGACUCUCCGUCUAGGACGGGGCGGGGCGCCACACCCGACGCAUCCUCGCAUAGAUCAAUCAGUCCCCCGGCACUCCGACCGGAUGAGGCAGUUCAGCGAGCCAAGAAGGUGUCCGAGGAAUUAUCAGCAGUCAACAUACCCAGCCACGUCACUGACACGGGCGACCUGAUGCUCGACAUGACGGGUUUGAAAAGCAGCGAGGAGGAUGCCAUCAAAGCCGAGAUCCUCGCUCGAGAUAUUUUGGCCAAGGAGAUGGAGGGCGACUACGAUAUUGGCGCCUUGUUCGGUAUGGACGAAGAAGGAAACCUGUGGAUUUACAGCAGUGAGGAUGCUAAAGAAGCUGCCAUGAAGAAGACUGUUGCUUCGCUGCGCCCUUCAGCCACGUUACCAAUUGAUGCGGCCUCGGAUCCAGGCUAUGCUAGUGACGACUCUGCCACCUCGGCUCCAGAACCGUCUCACAGGCGCAGUGAAUCUGAUGCUGGUCAAAUGAGUGUGGGAACUCCACCCACUACUCCUGGGUCCUCAACACACGCUGGAGAUCCCAAUCGAAAUUAUGCCAAAACUCUUCGUCUGACGAGCGAUCAGCUGAAGGACUUGGAGCUCAAGCCGGGCGAGAACUCCAUGUCCUUUACAGUAAACCGCGCUACUUGUCAGGCAAACAUGUAUCUAUGGAAACAUGAUACACCAGUUGUCAUUUCCGAUAUUGACGGCACAAUCACCAAGUCCGACGCUUUGGGCCACGUGCUCAACAUGAUUGGGCGAGACUGGACACAUGCUGGUGUAGCCAAGCUAUACAGCGAUAUCGUUGCAAAUGGCUACAACAUUAUGUAUCUUACCAGUCGCUCCGUCGGCCAGGCAGACACAACACGAGCAUACUUGAACGGUAUCGUCCAGAACGGGUACCGACUUCCUCGUGGACCGACUAUCUUGUCUCCGGAUCGUACCAUGGCCGCUUUGCGUCGAGAGAUCUACUUGCGCAAGCCUCACGUCUUCAAAAUGGCCACGUUGCGUGACAUACGCAACCUGUAUGGGCCUGACAGCCACUGUUUCUACGCCGGUUUCGGAAACCGAUUAACGGAUCAGAUCUCUUACCGGACCGUCGAUGUCCCUCGGAAUCGCAUCUUCACCAUUAAUUCGAAUGCUGAAGUAUCCCUCGACCUCUUAUCCUUGAAUAAACUCAAGCUGAGCUAUGUGAACAUGACUGAGGUUGUCGACCAUUACUUCCCGCCGAUUUCUACCCUUGUUAAGGGCGGCGGUGAGGAAUACACUGAUUUCACGUACUGGCGAGACCAGCCACUAGAUAUGGAUCAAUUUAGCUUCAGUGAAGAUGAGGAUGACGAGGCGUAUGAUGAGGAUGCCGAUGAAGAUGAGGAUGUUGGCAACAUGGGCGACAGCUACCUCUCACGCGGAGAUGAUGAUGAAGCCACGGAGAGUAUCUUUAGCGGCAGCGGCGUGUAUGAGGAUGAGCAACAGAUGAUGAAUUCAAUGCUUCAGGGCGAAGAUGAUGCCGACGACGAGGAUGACGAAGAGUUGGAACAGGAAGAGGAGGAAGCGGAAGACGAUGAGGAGGGAAUCAAUGAGGAAGAGCAGCUGACACAAUCGGUCGAGAUGGGCGAUGCGCUCCUUGAUGUUGAAAUUAGCAGGGGAAACAGCGGUUCUGAUGCUCCGUCGGCCGAUAUCAACGCUGAGAUCAUUACAGGCUUGCAAAACCUGGGCGUCGAGAAGGAUGCGAAGCCGAACGGUAUUGAAUAA